AGGGUGGUCUAGGCUGCAUCGGCCAUCCGCAAACGCAUUAGCGCCAUCGUUGUGCAUAGGGGCAGCCAUGUUCCAAAACCUAGCCAUGCACCUGCCUUCGUACCAGGACGGCUCGAGCGCUACGUCUGCGGCCUUUCUGCACCCGGGACCACCAGUGUACGUGCCGGGCACCAGGCCGCUUGUACCCGUGCCGCACCAGUACAUGCAUCACCACCAGAUGUCGUCCAUGGGCGGUGUGGCGACGUCGUCGGCGUCUUCCCCCGCGGCCCCGUCGGUGGCGGUGAGCUCCAUGGCGGCGGCCUCCAUGCCCGCGGCGCCUGUGUCGCCUGCCGUGGCGCCCCCUCCUCCGACGUCGUCUCCGGCCAGGGGCCACCACCACCACCAUCACCACCACCACAACCCCGCGACGCCUCAGCCGCCGCCUCAUCAGCACUCGCCCUCGGCCGCCUCGGUGCAGGGCCACAGUGGCCACCUGGGCGGCGUGUGGGGACAAGCAGUGCGCGGGUCUCCCGACACGGCGGCCGCGGCGGCUGCAGCGGCAGCAGCGGCCGCGGCCCAGUACUCGAGCCCUUCGCCGGCGCAUGGGCACCUGGCGGCGCACCACGCGAGGUUUGCCUUCCAGGGUGCAUCGGGCGUGGCAGCGGCGUCAUGUCGUGAAGGCGCCUCCGCCUAUCUCAGCCGGGCGGCCAACGGUCUGGGUUCGUACGCCUACAUGGGCACCGAGGUGACGCCCUGGGUCGGCGUUGAGUCCAGCCUGUCCUCCAUCCAGGGCGCAGCAUCACCCUUCGCAAGAAUCACUGUUGAUAACUCGUCCGACUAUGCGGGGUUCGGUGAAGCCAGGGAGUGCGUCAACUGCGGUGCCAUCUCCACGCCCUUGUGGCGCAGAGAUGGCACCGGCCACUAUCUGUGCAACGCGUGCGGCCUGUACCACAAGAUGAAUGGCUCCACCAGAUCCCCUCAAAAACCACAACGGAGAAUGCUGCCGACUACUUCUCGUCGCGCUGGGCUGUGCUGCUCGAACUGUGGUACCACGGCCACUACCUUGUGGAGGCGAAACAACGAAGGUGAACCAGUCUGCAAUGCGUGUGGACUCUACUUCAAGCUUCACAAUAUAAACCGGCCUUUGGCAAUGCGAAAGGAGAGCAUCCAAACUCGCAAGCGCAAGCCCAAAGGCAAGAGCACCCCUGAUGGCAAAGGACCAAUCGGACCCGAGAACCUUUGCACUUCCUCCAAAGUGGAGAAGGAAGAGCCCUUGGCUUUACAAGUGACAUUUGGUCGUUGUGAAGAGGACUUCGCCAGUGCAGCACCAAGUCACGGUCCCCGGAUCUCAGAGCCAAAAGGAACAGAGGAAGAAGAUGCCCUGCAGCGACUGGCUUUGUGCUCGUCGACGCGCUCUCCAAGCAGCACCUCCUCCCGCUCCUCCCUGAGCAUCCUCCCGAUCCAGGACAGCAAAGGACCAUGGAAUGCCUACGACGACUACGAGGGAACCAGCCACAGCGAUGGUGGCACAGACAAGAACUCCGACUCUGCCCGCAUCACAGACCUGGCCUGAUGGCCGAAAAGUAGCCCUCCUGAGCGGAGCCGACACAUUGCUAGUGUCGUCUGGCUUGGGUCUUACAGAACCCUCCAACAACAUCCGGCAUAUGCCAACCCCGGUCAUCGUGCUGCUGCUAAGAACAAUGGAAGUCUUCGCGGCCGUGCUGUGCAUAAUUUGGGGCCCUGCAUCUCAACCACUCUCUCUCUUUUGGAAGAGUUUUAAAAUAUUUUUUUCUCACUUUUUCUCCUGUUUUAAAGCGUGGUGCAUUUUUGUAGCAGCACUUUCGUGGCGCUGACGCACUUGUGCGUGGUUGUGCAAGUCCGUGCAUCUGUGUGUGUGUAAUCGUGCAUGUUCCUGUGAGCAAGGGUAGCUGCCUAGCUGCUGCAACUGCCUCUUUAGUUGUAUUUUUUUUCUUUUGAUGCCUGUGUUCACUUUGCGUUCCUAGUUUGACAUAUGACCUUAGGGUGCAGUUUUGUAACGUUAACGUUACCACAUUGCACUGUAUAUCAUUCGGUUGUGGGAGCAUGUUUUUUGGAAGGCCCUUCCAAUGCAAAUGUAGUUAGCACUACAUAUAUAUAUAUACAUAUUAUAUAUAUACAUAGCGAUAUUUGCUACCAGUGGAUUAUAGUGUUAAGCGAUAGUGUGGAACAGCACAAAAUGUCCCCGCAAAUAGUGUUUACUCGCAGUUGUCUGCUGUUUUGUUGAAGGACAUUUUCCUCUUCGAGUGUGUGGCAUACACAUCAUGUCUACAGGCAGACUUUAGGACCCUUAUCAAGUUUUACAAAAAAAAAAAAAAAAAACGGUAACCGCUGCUGGCCAAGAAGAGUAGCAGUUUUUCCGAGUAGCUUUACAGUUUUGGAAAUUAAUCCGCAUAUCCCGGGAUGCUUUGCCUCUCGUCACUGAGCCUCAACACGAGAAGGUUGAUGGUAGCAUUCUCCCUUGACAAAAGCAGUCCGUGCAUUUUAUCGAGGUUUGAUGGCAAUUACUGAAGAAGCAUCUUCAGUCCAGGGGUGGUGCUGUGCUCGGUUCGGCUGUGUGGUGGAAUACAUGUGAGCUGAAAAGCGUUUGUGUAUACGGCAGUAGCCGUCGGUAGACAACGAGCCAUUUCGGCCAGCAUUUUCGGAAGCCUUGUCGUACGCAUCACAGGCAGCAGCGGGCGAUGUCACACGUAGUGUAGAACAUACAUUUUCUCUUGUCUGACUGCCUGCGUUGCUCCUUCCAACAUCCUUUUACGUUUCACUGAUGUUCUUUUUUCUUCUUUUUUGCACCGCCACCAGAACGUAUUCUCAACUGUGAUUUCAUGUGAAGAAAUAAAGAGACUGGUGGGAGCUUUGAGUACGCAGACCAAAGUGUCUGUCGAGAGCACGCUUUUGAGGAACAUAGCAGCUCUUUUUCCAGCACGUUGCACUGAUGCUGUCGGCAGCUGCCACUGGCGGUACUUGUUUUAAAUGACUUUCAUUGCAUAUUAUCUUUUUUUUUUCCUGCACCCUGAAGAGGUCCCGAAGACGGUUGUCUCAUGUAAUAACCAAAGCGACUCGUGAUGCACUGUAUCUCUCAAACUGUUUGUCGCGGGGAAGACUCUUCUUGGCGUGUUGUUUACAUUGUGUGCGUGCAAGUGUGUGUGUGGCCUUGCUGCCUUUGCAUGACAGCAAGGCGCGAAGCGAUGUGUUUUAAAAAGAUUUGUGGCAAGCAUAAUAACUGCCUUAUGCCUCGACGUGUUGCUAAGCUGACACAGGUAUGGGACAGAAUAGCCCUCAACUUUCACCCGUAGCUAUCGUGCACGAGCAAGUCAGGCCCAUAGCCUCAGAUGUCUACGAUACUAUGUACAACAUGCAUACAAUAACGUUUUCCUUUUUUUUCUUCGUGAGCCUAGAUCGUGAAACAAAGCCGUGUGUGUUUGCAUAAUUAUGACAUAAUGGAGGAUCGUCCUGUAGUGCAGCACAACACAGCUUCUCGGCACCAACCACACUGCAAAAGCGUGUUGUGACCUACACAUCCUCGCAUUUGUGCACUACUUUUUCUUGUGCGUUUUCUGAGCGUCUCAUAUUUUUUCAUCUCAUAUUUCCUUCUUCGCAUUGUAGUUACUACAAUUAUGAGCACCCUGCUCGGAAAAUACUCACACCUGGUUUCUUGUGAUAGCUCCAAGCUUUGUAGCAAAGAGAGAGAGAGAAAUAAAGUGUACUAGUACUAAAGUUAACUGCAACUUUGUUUUAUGUAUUAUUGUCACUCCAAAUGUACUUUAUUUAUCAGUACUUCUUGUAGCUAGGCUCGUGGUGAGUGCCUUUAUUUUGAGGCUGCUUGAAGAGCAUCUGUCCCUUUUGCUCGUCCCCCAUUAAUUUUCACUUUCCCUCAGAGGUUAAAUACAUCGACGUACCGCAGAGAUUUUUUUUCACAUUUUGCAUCUCAGAUGUGUGCUUUUUGUGUGGGACUGCACCAAACGCAUGACGUACUUGUAGCCUCAUCCUGCUUCUCUCUUGCGUACCUGCAACAUUGCUUCGUCUGUGUGUUGCUGUUCGGAAGUCACCCUUAGGUUGAUGGUUUUACUUUAGUUGCUGAGUAUAUUUAUAAUAAAACGUAUUAUUUCACGGUGAACACUU
This is a messenger RNA of Rhipicephalus microplus (southern cattle tick), 4134 nucleotides long. RefSeq lists its product as uncharacterized. Gene Ontology annotation, biological process: positive regulation of transcription by RNA polymerase II; cell fate commitment; negative regulation of transcription by RNA polymerase II. Gene Ontology annotation, molecular function: zinc ion binding; RNA polymerase II cis-regulatory region sequence-specific DNA binding; DNA-binding transcription factor activity, RNA polymerase II-specific. The record is from RefSeq and is a predicted model, not a curated record. Gene Ontology annotation, cellular component: nucleus. Lineage: Eukaryota; Metazoa; Arthropoda; Arachnida; Ixodida; Ixodidae.